AUGAUAUACUACUGCACUAUCCCCGUACUCUAUCAACAACAACAGUCCGGCAUGCAUGUCAGUGAGGAAGAGCAUCGAAUCCCCGCCAGUGACACAAUCAAUCUCACAUCGCUGAGCCGCAUUUCCAUGCGACAGCAUCUGAUGGCAUUUGCUCUCAUACUUAUCACAUGGACCACCGUGGUCCGCGGGCGUCCGAGUGGACAGAAGUCCGUAUUUCGAUCGACCAUGCCGAUGGACCGGUCUGACAUAUCUUCGGAUUCGUUAGAACUGACUGACUGGCAACCGUUAACUCGUCCGAGUUACAGUUCGUCUCAGAGUGGCACUACCAGCACUGCUUCGGCUUCUUCCACAUCCUCUCCUGGAUUCAAUCGGUGGAACUGGUCCUGGAAAGUGUCACAAAAAUGGACAGACAAUUUCCAAAUGCAUCAGUUUCAUAAACUGUACUUUUUGAACGAUUCGACCGCACUGUGCAAUGAUGGAUCACCAGCCGGGUACUACUACCGACCGUCAAAGAAACGAGACGCUAAAAACUGGUUAAUUUUUCUCGAAGGUGGCUGGUAUUGUUUUGACGAGGAGACGUGCCGACUGCGUGAAUCCAGUACACUUUCCCUGUUUUCCUCGACUUCGUGGCCCACAAAUCGAGCGUUCGACGGAAUUUUGUCCGCAUACGAGAACGUCAAUCCAAUUUAUCAUGACUAUCACAAUGUCACUUCUACACUCACCGUUCCAGAGUUCUACUUUCAUGGUUCAAAAAUUCUGCAAUCAGUCGUUGACCAACUUCCGUGGCCGAAAACCGGACAAGUAGAGCGUGUGGUGUUUGCCGGUUCAAGUGCUGGCGGAAUUGGAGUCCUAAUGAAUGUCGAUCGAUUGAGUCGUCGACUGGUGAAACGUUUGGGCUAUCCGGUCUUGGUGAGUGGGAUUGUCGAUUCCGCUUGGUUUAUCCACACGCCCGCCUAUCGACCGGCCAAAUGUAGCAACGUGUUCGAGUGUCCCGCUGAGGAAGGUAUCCAUCGAGGAAUGCGGUUUUGGAAAGCGCGGAUUCCAAAACGUUGCCGUAAACAACAGCCAAAAGGUGAACGAUGGAGAUGUUAUCUGGCUCCAUUCAUGUACGAAUAUUUAAAAACCCCGGUGUACAUAGUUCAAAGUCUGUUUGACGAAGCUCAAAUGCAAAUGUCCAAAGUGCCCUUGCUUACGGGCGGGACGUACGAAAAAUGGGCCUAUAUUCAGAAAUUGGGUAAAGAAGUGGCCCGUAGCUUGCAAAAUAUCAAUAACUGGGUUCAUAAAGCAAUCGGGACCGUGGGUCUCGUGGAUGCUUUGCAAGCAUGGGAUCGACAAUUGGUCAGAGAAUGGACACGAAAGCGAAUGAUCCUAUGGUCUAUGCAACAUCCAUAUUCCUUACUACACCUUCAGAAUCAAUACAUGACACAACCAGCAGCCGAUCUGGACCAAUCAAUGAAUGCGAGAUUUACCAAAAAUUCCACGCUAUUAUUUCUCUCCCGGCUAGUGUCCAUGUUAAAUCAACGUGGCCAGCGUCGUCAUCGUCGUCACCUGACCACGCGUAUCUCCGAGAUCACUCAGUCUGAGUCAGACAAAUUGGUCAAUUCACCGGAACAAUUAGUUCGGCAAAGAGCAACACGAAAUACCGUGGACACGUACUAUACAUCUAGUCCGACUUCCCUAACAAUGACCAAACAACCGCGGCUCACACAAGCUAAUCCUAGUUAUCAUUCUUAUGCGUGGUAUUUGAAUCGCAUGCCUGCCACACGUUUACCGUCUUAUUUCACGGCCAAUGACUACAAUCUGUAUCACGUGAUCGACUCCUGUGGCCUCGUUUCAGGUCACGGAGAUCGAGGUGGUUAUCUGUGCAAACCGGACCAGUUUAAUGAGACAUCACGUGUUCGACCAUUACUAUCCAAUGGACAAUCACUCGAACCACCGGAAUUUGAUCAUCUGAUACCGCAGUGCAAUCCUACGUGUGGUUUUUUAUCGAAUCCGCAUCGAAUGAAAUUGGUCGAUGUGUUGGCUCUGUACGAGGUGAACACAGACUUGUUAGCUAGCAUUUUAGGACUGACUGCCAGUGAACUGAAAAAUUUAGACUCGGAACAACAAAUGCGUAUGCUAUUCUGUGGGAAUAGUCGCAGAACACGUCGAGCGCGUGACUCGUUCUCAUUCAUGCCUCCACGAGCUGCAGGACCACCUCAUCGAUUCCGGUAG
Molecule: messenger RNA, 2214 nt
Organism: Echinostoma caproni
Lineage: Eukaryota; Metazoa; Platyhelminthes; Trematoda; Plagiorchiida; Echinostomatidae
Source: the annotation of a GenBank genome assembly